GUCACCAAAAGCAGGAGCUGUGACAAUCUCCAGCUCCCCCCUCAUUUGUCAUUGUCGCCCAGUGCUGGGAACUCACACCAGCAUGUAGAGGAGUGAAGGGAGCAGAUGGACUGACGUGAGCACUGGGGCGGGGAGCAGGCGUGCCGUAGCUUCACUUGUGCUGUGCUGGCUCUGUCCACUUAUGUGCUGGUGCUGAACUCUGGCCCCUCGCCUGCUGCAUCUCCUGCCCUGUACCCGGCCACUGCUGUCCCUCAUCCAUCGCCUUCUGACCACUGGGGAUCUAACUCUCUCACUGCUCUGGAUAUCGCUGUUUGCACUUGCUGGAGCUUUCUUCCUGGUACAGAAGUCUUGGGAUUUUUUUUUUGUCUCUGUUUGUGGAUUAAUUGGAAUUACUCUGAAGAUCCAGGAGAGUCCUCCCAGAGCAGAACAAGAUGUCGAGCUGGCACACAACUAUCUUUUGCUUGGGAUUUUUUAUCCUGCUAGUUCAAGGAAGAGCAGUAAAGGAGGAGUAUGGAAAUAAGUCCUUUCCACCAUACAUACGACUGAGGCACAAGCAAGACAGAAAUCAUGAAGUCACAAGGAAUAAAGGUUACUUUGGUCCAGAGGAUGGGCGUGGAUCUUGUGAAAAUAAGUAUUGUGGUCUUGGGAGGCACUGUGUGAUUAACCAACAGACUGGACAAGCAGAAUGUGCGUGCAUGGAGCACUGUAAACCGCAUUACAAGCCAGUUUGUGGUUCAGACGGAGAAUUCUAUGAAAAUCAUUGUGAAGUACACCGAGCUGCUUGCCAGAAAAAGCAAAAGAUUAUCAUGGUACACAAUGAAGACUGUUUUUUUAAAGGGAACAAGUGUAAAGCCACUGAAUAUAGCAGGAUGAAGAAUGCAUUACUGGAGUCACAGAACCAGAGAUAUGUCAAAAAGGAAAAUGAGAAGGAAAAUAUGGACCAAUUUGGACUUAAAAAAGCUUUAGUUGACCAAAUGUUUAAAUACUUUGAUGAAGAUAGCAAUGGAUUAGUGGACACUAAUGAAUUAUCUCAGGUGAUGAGGCAGGAAGGUUUUGGAAAGAAUUUGUAUGAAUGUUCCUUAUUUGAUCUAAUAAAAUUUGAUGAUUUCAAUGGUGAUAAACAUUUAUCCCUGGAUGAAUUCUACCGAGCAUUCCGAAUUGUUCAGUUAAUCCUUCCAGAAGAUCAGAAACUGAGCUUCACCACAGUAACAGUUGGACAAAGUCUUGUAUUGAUCUGUGGGAUACAAGGAAAUAUGAGGCCACCUAUUGUUUGGAAACGUAACAAUGUUAUUUUGAACACAUUGGAUUUGGAAGACAUCAAUGAUUUUGGAGAUGACGGAUCCUUAUACAUUACCAAGGCUACCACAACCCACAUGGGGAAUUACAGCUGUCAUGCUGAUGGCUAUGAUAAGCUUUAUCAAACCCAUAUCCUCCAAGUGAAUGUUCCACCUGUCAUUCGAGUCUAUCCAGAAAGCCAGGCCAGAGAGCCGGGUGUUACUGCAAGUCUUAGAUGCCAUGCUGAUGGAAUCCCUCAGCCCCAACUAAGCUGGCUCAAGAAUGGAAUAGACAUUACAACAAAAUUAUCCAAGCAGCUAACAUUACAAGCAAAUGGCAGUGAAGUGCACAUCAGCAAUGUGCGCUAUGAAGAUACUGGCGCAUAUACAUGCAUUGCUAAGAAUGCAGCUGGAGUAGAUGAAGAUAUUUCUUCCCUUUUUGUGGAAGACUCAGCCAGAAAGACACGUCUUGGAAUUGGAAACCUAUUCUAUGUAUUUAAUGAAGAUGGUAUCAAAGUAAUCCAACCUGUAGAAUGUGAAUAUCAGAGACAUAUUAGGACCACCGAAAAGAUUUUUGGAACCCAGGAUGAAGUUUGUCCUAAGUUAGAAGGACAUGAAACUCAAAGAUGUAUUUGGGCCUCUGCUGUUAUAGUGAAGGAUAAAUUCAUAUAUGCAGCCCAGCCUAUGCUAAAUAGAAUUAUCCUUGUUGAUAUCCAGGCUCAGAAAGUUGUACAGGCAGUAAACACAGAUCCUGUUCCUGUGAAACUACAUUAUGAUAAGUCACAUGACCAAGUCUGGGUUCUCAGCUGGGGUACCAUGGAAAAGUCCUCCUCAACAUUACAGGUCGUAACCCAAGCAAGUGGAAGCGUUUCACAUCAUACCAUCCAUACUCAGCCAGUCGGAAAGCAUUUUGACAGAGUGGACGACUUCUUCAUACCUAGCACAACAUUGAUUAUCAAUCAUAUCAGGUUUGGGUUUAUCCUUCAUAAAGAUGAGCAAGCUCUUCUGAAAAUUGAUUUGGAGACAAUGUCUUAUAUCAAGACAGUAAGCUUAAAAGACUAUAAUUGCAUCCCUCAGUCUUUGGCCUACACUCACCUCGGUGGAUAUUACUUUAUCCAGUGUAAGCCUGAUACAACUGGAGCAAUUCUUCCUCAAGUAAUAGUUGACGGUGUAACUGAUGCUGUUAUUGGAUACAACAAAGAUGUGACUGGUACUCCUUAUGUCUCUCCUGAUGGCCACUACCUUGUCAGCAUUGAUGAUAUAAAAGGAGUCAUGAGUGUACAGCUAAUAACCAUUCAAGGAGAAAUCCAGGACUUAUUUGACAUUCAUACCAAUUUGCAUAUAUCUGAUGUGGCCUUUCAAUCAUCAUUCAUAGAAGCUCAUCAAUACAAUGUCUAUGCAAGCUCCAGUACGCAAACUGAUGUACUUUUUGUAGAGCUCUCAUCGGGAAAAGUGAAAAUGAUAAAGAGCCUUAAAGAACCAAUGAAACUAGAAGAGUGGCCAUGGAGCUCAAAAAAUCGACUUAUUAUUGAGAGUGGCCUCUUUGGACAGUACUUAAUGACACCUUCUAAGGAAUCACUGUUUAUUCUAGAUGGGCGACUCAACAAAUUAAACUGUGAGAUUACUGAAGUUGUAAGAGGCAACACAAUUGUUUGGUUUGGGGAGGCAUAAAAUUAGUUUACACACCUACAGUUUUUUUUUUUUUUUUGUUAAUAUUAAAAUGAUGAAUUUCUUUCCACUGUUCAGCUUUUGCAAAUUUAAGUAUUUUAAAAUAAUUUUGCAGAGCCCAGGAUUUUAUUUUAUUUUUCAUAUUUUCAUGGGUUGAACUAAAUUGUUUACUGAAUAAAAUUGUACAAUUAUAUAACUUUUUAUAGUUUUCAUAAAAUGAUGUUUAAAAUAACAAAAACAAAGAAAACUACGUGAAGAAAAGUGGGGAAAAUAACAAUGUAACUUUUUUAGUUAAUGUUUAUGGUUCACAAGUCAAAAGAGGCACAGCCCACCACCCCAUUUGUUUGUUUUUUGUUUUAUAAGAGCCACAUUCUGUCCCCUCUAUUUGUUUGUGCCUUGGGUGGAAUAUUUUAUACGAAACACAUAAAAAUAUAUAAAAUAACGAACUGUAAGCAUUUGGGAACAUGUUGUGAGAAAGAAAAUACAUUCAUAAUACGUCUUGUGAAUUGUCAAUUAGGCUGAAACAUUUCAUGUAUCAUACUUGUCAUAUUGUAUCAUGCCCUUUAAGUCCUGGAUUAUAGUUUGAAGUACUGUUGGCAACAAUCAUAGUCUUCAAAAAAUAUAUUUUUCCACCAUUUAUGUAUCAGGGACUGAUUUCAGCUAUAACAUUGUAUUUCUAUUAAUGAGUAUAAUGUGGUGAAAGAGAUUAUGAUAGGAUUUUGCUGUUGCUGUCAAUAUAUUUUGACUGAUUUACAGUACUUGUGUAGUCUAUAGUGCAUGGAUUAUUCAUAAAAAUAUAUUUUGUCUUUUUUUUUCUUAAAUAAUAGAUUCAACAGAUUUUUUUAAUUAAAAAUGUUAUUCAUUGCCUUGAAAUAUAAUGGCAUAUUAUAUUAUUUGGAAUUAAUGCAAAAUAAUACAAAUUUAUCACAACUAAACAUAUUGAUGCAAUUAUAAACAAUAAUAAUCCUACAAUAAGGCUAUUGUUCACACAGCGUUUUUCCUUGACAAUUUUUGCAGCAUAUGAUAAUUUUGACAUAUUGAAAAAAUAUGGUAAAUUUUUUACAACAGUUUUUUAUCAGACGCAUUUUUGAGUUUGUCAAUAUUUUUACUUAUCUUACAUUUUAGCUAUUGUUUAAAAUUUUAGGUGCUUCUUUUAACACUAUUACACUUCUAUGUAACACCAUGCAAACACCUGACCCCCCCUCCCUUCUCCCCCGCCGACCAAUUAGCCACACCUACAUAAGUCAGAACUCUAGUUCCUUCUAUCCUUUUUCACACACGGGGGCGGAGGGGGGGGGAAUUGAUUUUUGAAAUUGAUGAUUUACAGUUGUGAAAAAAAUAUGGGAGCAAUGAAAAAAAAGUGGUCUGCAAAUAAGUAGUAUUUGUCUUAUUUUUACAAACGGGAAAAGUACAACAGUUUCUGAACACUUUGUGCAUGGCAUUUCGCUUUCCCAUAGACUUGUUCAGAGCACAUACAUUUUUCAAAAACAGUAAUGCAAAUUUUCAGCAAUUGUACAGACACAUUUUUUAUUAAAAGAUGACUGAAAAUACACUGUGUGGACAUAGCCUAAUGCUUUUAUUUAUUAUUUAAUAUUUAAUUCAAGAUUAUGAACCAAUCUUUCUGCACUGCUUCAAUUUCUGUUUCUAAUUUUACAUUUCUUUUGGAUUUUUUUGUUCAAAGAAAUGCAAAGAUAAAAUACUAACUUUGUUACUGUAUUUCUCAAAUUUGUAUUCACACUUUUUUGGAAAUAUAUGUAUGCAUAUUAGCAGUUAGAUUUCCCUCAUUUUUUUUUCUUAAAGGAGUAUGAUUUAGAAAAGUAUGAAGCUUUUACAUAUGAUUCUUGUUAUUUCAAGAUUCACACCAGGUUUUGGCUAUAAUAAAUGAAGAACCACCCUGCAUUUGCAAUUUAUAUCAUGAAUAUAUUUUGAGUGGAACCCCCUCUGACGUAUAGUUGCCCAAAUUUGAAGAUGCCUUUUCUUCAUGAGACAAUUCUUUCAACCUUUAAUUUCUGAAUUUAACAUAGAGGCUAUGGAUUACCCUUAGUUAUGGGCAAAAAGCCCUGCCCUAAAUCCGAAAUGGCCAGUUUACCCCUGUAAGGAAGUGGAAUAUAUAAUCAAUGAUACUUCAUGUUUUUAAAGCAUAAUAGUAUAAGUAGUUGAGGUGAAAUAAUGUGGGUGUGGAGUAAAAAUAAAGAUUAUGGUAAAAAUAAUGGAUGGAGGCACAGUUGUAUGUCAAAUAUAGCUAUUAUAGAAUUAAUGAACAAUCUACUGGAUAAGAAUGUUAUGGUAACUUAAACUAUUUAAAAAAAAUCCCGUUUUAGUUUUAACAAUAACAUCCUAUUAUGACUUAUAGACACUAGGGAGUGAAAUAGUGCACAGAUUCAAAAUGCUGUAGAAUGAUGAAAGUAGGUCUAAAAUGUGUUUUCUAAAUCUCUCCUGGACCAUAGGUUCAUUUGGGCUAAAAUAUGUGUUAGCAUUAUUUAAUACAGAAUUACUUUUCUUUUUGUUCUUAAAUGUAUUUCCUUUUUCUGAGACUACCAUUGUGAAAUAAAGCCUUGUAAUCCUAGUAAAAUCUGUAUGAACUAGUCAGUCUCUUUUACAUCUUAGUUAUAUAACUGUAAUAAAUGCUUGGAAGAGAAUAAACUCUAAUAUUGCAAACACUG
This is a messenger RNA of Hyla sarda, 5605 nucleotides long. RefSeq names its product follistatin like 5 (gene FSTL5). The record is from RefSeq and is a predicted model, not a curated record. Bases 432 to 2945 code for a protein of 837 amino acids. Gene Ontology annotation, biological process: multicellular organism development; cell differentiation; regulation of BMP signaling pathway. Lineage: Eukaryota; Metazoa; Chordata; Amphibia; Anura; Hylidae. The transcript is spliced from 15 exons. Gene Ontology annotation, molecular function: protein binding; calcium ion binding.